UGUUCCCCGGCCCAAUCACCCUGCCCCCGCGCGGCUCUACCCGGAGAAUAACGCUCCAGUGAUCACCGGGGCCUGCGCAGCGCCAGGGCUCGGGCCGGGGGGGCCUGUGCGGGAGGAUUGCACAGGAGCCGUCUCUCCUUUCAUGCCAGCGAGCGGUUGGCGGAAGAGUCUGGACAGAGCCAUUACUCACCAGUCCCCCUUUUGUUUAACCACCCAGCAGUGCUUGUCUGAAGUUUUGAAUAGGAGCAAAACUUGGAAGCAACCAGAGAGAGACAUAGCCCGGAGCCCGGGCUGCAGGAGCCCAGGAUAACUGCGUGGCACAACACUCCUGCUUCAUGGGGAUCCGCCCCUUAACCUGGGAGAAGAGAGCACAGAGCCAGCUGAAUGAAGGAUAAACGGAUGCCAGCGUGCCUGCUCUUGGCACUGGCCUGCAGCUUGCUGGGCUCUGCUUUGGGGGAGUUCCCGGUACACCAGCACCCCGAGAAGCUGCCCCCCCUGGUGCCGCUGCAGCAAGCUCCAGGCUUGAAGGAACGUUUCCUGCUGCUUUCGCUGCACAACAAACUGCGGAGCAAAGUCCAGCCGCCCGCUGCCAACAUGCAGAGGAUGGACUGGAGCGAGAAGCUGGCCCAGCUGGCCCAGGAGCGAGCAGUCAGCUGCCUGGCGGGGGCCCUGCCCCGCCCUCCGCACCGCACCCAGCAUGUGGGCUGGAAUGCCCAGCUGCUCCCCGCCGGGGCGGCCAGCUUUGCUGCCGUGGUGGAGCUGUGGUUCAGCGAGGGACGGCGCUACGACUAUCACGCAGCACAGUGCCUGGAGAACGCCACCUGCAGCCACUACACCCAGCUGGUCUGGGCCACCUCCAGCAGGUUGGGCUGCGGGAAGCACGUCUGCAUCGAGGGCCAGGACAGGAGAGAGGCUUUCGUCUGCGCCUACUCCCCGGGGGGGAACUGGGAGAUGAACGGGAAGACGAUCGUCCCUUACAAGAAAGGAGCCUGGUGUUCGCUCUGCACCUCAGGAUGCUCCGGAUGCUUCAAGUCGUGGGAUCACAGCGGGGGGCUGUGUGAGGUCCCCAGGAACCCCUGUCGGAUGAGCUGCAGGAACGACGGGCGGUUGAACAUGAGCACCUGCCACUGCGACUGCCUGCCGGGGUACACGGGCCGGUACUGCCAAGGUGAGAGCUGGCUGGCAUGGGUGUGUGCAGGGUGCACAGGGAUGCCUCUUGCCAUCGGCGCCACGGUGAAGUGCAGCAUCCAGUGUCUCCACGGGCGGUUCCGGGAGGAGGAAUGUUCCUGCCUCUGCGACAUCGGCUACGGCGGAGCGGAGUGCGGCACGAAGGUUCAGUUCCCUUUGCACACCUGCGACCUGAGGAUAGACGGGGACUGCUUCAUGGUUUCCUCUGAGGCAGACACGUACUAUGGAGCCAAAAUAAAAUGCCAGGAGAAAGGAGCCAGGCUGGCCCAGAUCACAAAUCAGAAAGUGCAGGACAUUCUGGCCUUUUACCUGGGGCGUUUGGAACCCACCAAUGAGGUGACAGAGCCGGAUUUCGAGACCCGGAACUUCUGGAUCGGUUUGACCUAUAAAACAUCCAAGGAUUUGUUCCGCUGGGACACCGGCGCCCAGCACUCCUUCACCAGCUUCGCGUUCGGCCAGCCAGACAGCCAGCGGUUUGGGAACUGUGUUGAGCUCCAGGCAUCAGCCGCCUUCAACUGGAAUGACCAGCGCUGCAAGACGCGAAACCGCUACAUCUGCCAGUUUGCUCAGGAACACAUCUCCCUGUGGCAGCCGGAGCCCUGAGCCCGCACAGCUUCCAGCUGCUGGGUGGUGGGCGCGGCGUCGCCUCCAGCCCGCACGCAGCUUGAGAGAAAGAAUCCGCUGCCCCUAUUCUGCCAGGUCCUCUCCAGCUCCCCGGGCGCUCAGCCCAUCCCAGCCACGCUGACACCCCUCCCGGAGGGCCGGGCGCUGGAGGUGGCACCAGGACCUGCCGAGCGCUCAGGGAGAGAGCGCUUCCCGGGCUGCCCUUCCAGCGGGGACGUGGGGGGGCCAGAUCAACCCGCACAGCUGCUUCAGGGGCCCUGACUCCACCAGAGCCAUCGCGGUCGAGCCAGGUGGGGGUCUCUGGGGUGCAUCCCAGCCCCUUGUCCACGGAACAGCCCCGAGCACCUGUAAAAUAGCCCCUCUCUCACACGUGGCCGCUGGGGCAAGGGCAGCUGCUUCGUGUCCCCACCCCCUUCCUCUGGGGCGUGAUGGCACGUCAGUGCAGGGAGCCCCUCGCUUCCCCCGGCUGGGCCAGAGGGAGCAGGGCACCCCCCGGUGGUUACCCCCAGUCCAUAGCGCUGCGGCCCUGAGACGGGAGUCACUGGCGGGAGUGGACUGGGGAGCUGAGUGGCACAGAGCAAGAGGGUGCCUGUCCCGCCUAGAGCUGGCAGGGCUCUGCCAGGGCUGUGGGGUGUGGGGCAGGGGCCCCAGGAAUCACAGCCGAGACGUGCCCUGCAAAGAAGGCAGAUGUGGCUGCUGGGUCUAGGCCUCGGUGUCCAGUCGCUAGCCAGGGCCAUCCCGCCUCCCGCUGCAGCUCGGCUGCCCGGGGCAGCCUUCCCUGGGCAGGCAGGUGCAGCGUGGCCACACUCUCGGCCCCAUGCCCCUUCGCUGUGCCAGUCAGUCCCACCACGGCUCAGCGCUAACGAAGCCAGCUAGCUCUGGUACUGACCCAGUAACCUAGCAGAGCAGGGCUCUGAGCUCCCCUAGGCCUAGAGGCUUUUUGGUUCAGGCCUGUUCCUUCGCCCUGUGUAGCAUGCGCUCCGGCCGGGGGCGCUGUCUAGGCGACACGAACUCUUCCCGCUGUUUGAGAGCUGGGGCUGUUCUAAUAAAGCCGUCUGUCCCUCCUGC
This is a messenger RNA of Chrysemys picta bellii (western painted turtle), 2880 nucleotides long. RefSeq names its product C-type lectin domain family 18 member C. NCBI's taxonomy places the organism in Eukaryota, Metazoa, Chordata, Testudines, Emydidae. The record is from RefSeq and is a predicted model, not a curated record. Gene Ontology annotation, molecular function: polysaccharide binding.